Molecule: messenger RNA, 285 nt
Organism: Penicillium robsamsonii
Lineage: Eukaryota; Fungi; Ascomycota; Eurotiomycetes; Eurotiales; Aspergillaceae
Exons: 2
Coding region: 1-285 (94 amino acids)
Source: RefSeq, a predicted model, not a curated record
AUGUCAAACCAAAUCAAAAAUACCGAGGAACGAAUCCAGGAAGCUCUCAAUACCGUCCGUGAAUUAAUUAAGCCCAAUAUCGCUAAAUUGGCCCGAGAAUUUAAUAGUAAUUCCGACCGCGCUAAAUCAACCAGGACUCUUAAUCAAAUUCAAGAAAGAGUAUUGAUUACCUGGGUUAAAAACCUAGAUAAUUCAUAUACAUCGCCUACCCCAGAUCUCAUAGAAAAGGCCGCUAAUCGCCUUUUAAAAAUGGCGGGUUUAAACCAAACUGUCGGAGGAAACUAG